Messenger RNA from Drosophila teissieri, 743 nucleotides. RefSeq lists its product as uncharacterized. The transcript is spliced from 2 exons. NCBI's taxonomy places the organism in Eukaryota, Metazoa, Arthropoda, Insecta, Diptera, Drosophilidae. Bases 142 to 612 code for a protein of 156 amino acids. The record is from RefSeq and is a predicted model, not a curated record.
UCGCCCAUUUCGCACAUCAGUUCUUCAUAGAAAUAGCUGCCGCUUUCAAUGUGUGUUCCUUGUUGCCUCUGUUCACUUAGUUACGGCUUCAAGCCAAUUUUAUACAAACUUCAAUUUUUCCUUUAAGCAAACCAAACCAGAAUGGCCAACAUUUUGAGGACUGAGGAGGGCAAAAUCACUGAGAUUGUCGAAAAGUUGGUCGAGCAAAAUUCCAAACGCUAUGCCAACGACGAUGACGAUGACGGUGACGAUGAGCCCUUCAAUAUGCCGCGCUGUUCCCGGGACAUCUUCCUGAGCUGCCCGGAAUUGUCUGGCAUGCAGGACAUUUUCGACUACAGCCCCUUGGUCCCUCGAGCCGGAUCCGCACACACCUACCGCACUGCUCAACUGCUGACCAUCGGACGGCGAGUGGCCGACCGCAUGGUGGAUCCGAGCGGGCAGCGCGAGAUGUCGUGCAGCCGCUAUCUGCUGGACGAACGCCUUCGGUCCGCCGGAAUCUAUCACAACCGCCUGGGUUGCUGUCCUUACGGACUCUUUUGCGAGUCGGAGAAGGGGGCGCGCGGCGACACGGAUCCCGGCAAGCCCAACACAUCCAUGGGCUCCAUGGCUUGAGGGAGCCGAUCAAAUUAAGAGCGUACUAGAAGUGGUCUUCGUUGCGAGAAGCAGUGCCCAAACUAAAAUCUAUUUACCAAGUAAAUUCACGAUCUAUUGAGCGAAACCCGCUGCUGUCAAGCAAUAAAUCG